CAACAUUCAGCCAUAACCAAAAGUGCAAUCGAACGAAUAGCCCACAAAAUAAUUAUGGUGCUGUGGUUGGGAAUUUUGGUUGUUCUGAUCGUUCUAACUGUUACUCAAUACUUCCUUAAUAAACAUAAAAAUCAACUCGUGGCGAAUCUUUCGGGACCUUAUCCAUUUAUUUUACUUGGAAGUGUUCAUAAAUUAUUUUGUCUAUCACCUCAAAACUUCUUCAAGCUCUUAAUACAUUUUCGUAAGAUAUGGGGAAAAACAUAUCGAAUUUGGAUAUUCAAUCGAUUGAUCAUCGCAAUAGGAGAUCCCAAAGUGGCUGAGGUUCUUCUGAGCAGUCAGACACACAUUAAAAAACAUCAUUUGUACAAUUUAUUUCGACCAUGGCUUGGAGUUGGUCUCUUGAUGAGCGAUGGACGUAAAUGGUUCUCGAGGAGAAAAAUCAUUACACCGACUUUUCAUUUUCAAAUUCUCGAGCGAUUUGUGGAGAUCUUCGAACAACAAAGUGAUGUUUUGGUGAAACAACUGGAGAAGCACUGCCAAACAGGCAAGGAGUUCGAUGUGCAUCCAUUUAUUGGAUUGGCAGCAUUAGAUAUCAUAACAGAGACUGCGAUGGGUACAAAGAUCAAUGCACAGACUGAUCCCACAAAUGAAUACACUCGAGCAGUAAAUGACAUCACUCGGAUUAUGUCUUUGCGGUUUCUAAACGUUCCUAUUGCAAAUGAGACUAUAUUUAGUAUAUUCUGUCCCAGAAUCAAACGUCGCCAAGUGGAAUGUAUAAAAACAAUGCAUAGCUUUACGAUAAAAGUCAUCGAAGAGCAUCGUAAGGCACUUCAGGAGGUAUUGCUGGUGGAAGAAAAUGAUAAUCAAGUUCAUAACGUUGGGGUUGAAACAAAAAAACGAAUGGCUCUUUUGGAUGUUCUUCUGCAAUCAACAUGCGAAGGGAAACCACUUACGAAUGAAGAUAUACGAGAAGAGGUUGACACAUUUAUGUUUGAGGGUCAUGACACAACAACUUCUGCUUUAAGUUUUGCCCUCACCCAAAUUGCCCGACAUCCAAAUGUCCAACAAAAACUUGUCGAGGAGAUAUGUGAAAUUCUCGGCAAAGAAAAAACCCCAGGAAUUAGCUAUAAACUUUUACAGGAGUUAAAGUACACCGAAUGCGUUAUAAAGGAGACUUUACGACUUUACCCACCAGUACCAGUGAUUGGAAGGGAACUAUUACAAGACAUGAGUUAUGAUGGAGGAGUCCUCCCAGCUGGAAGUGAAGUACUUGUUGGAAUUUGGCUAAUGGGCCAUGAUGGUGAUUUGUUUCCCGAUCCAGAGGAGUUCCGACCCGAACGUCAUUUGAUGGAGGCAGCUGAACGUGCAAGUUCUUUCUCAUUUAUACCAUUUAGUGCAGGUCCGAGAAAUUGUAUUGGACAGAAAUUUGCUAUGCUUGAGAUGAAAUGUGUAAUUGUGAAGAUUUUGAGAGAAUACGAAUUAUUGCCAUUGGGCGAGGACGUUAAGCCAACUAUGAAUCUUAUAUUGAGAUCGGAAAACGGGUUUCAAUUGGGUUUACGACACAGAAUAUUAUAAAAGAUCAAAGUUUUUCUAUACAUACAUCUAAAAAUGAAUUCAAUGUAAAAUCAUUUACUUUUUGUUAAGUUUAAAAAAAAGAAGAGAGAUCCUUAAUUUUAAGUUUAAUCAAAAUAAUUAAUUACUUAAAGAAAUAAAAACUCAACUAAUAAUAAAUUUA
Molecule: messenger RNA, 1735 nt
Organism: Eupeodes corollae
Lineage: Eukaryota; Metazoa; Arthropoda; Insecta; Diptera; Syrphidae
Product: cytochrome P450 4d8-like
Exons: 6
Coding region: 55-1575 (506 amino acids)
Molecular function (GO): iron ion binding; heme binding; oxidoreductase activity, acting on paired donors, with incorporation or reduction of molecular oxygen
Source: RefSeq, a predicted model, not a curated record